This is a messenger RNA of Akanthomyces muscarius, 3786 nucleotides long. RefSeq lists its product as uncharacterized. Gene Ontology annotation, molecular function: ribonucleoside binding; DNA binding; DNA-directed RNA polymerase activity. The transcript is spliced from 3 exons. Lineage: Eukaryota; Fungi; Ascomycota; Sordariomycetes; Hypocreales; Cordycipitaceae. The record is from RefSeq and is a predicted model, not a curated record. Bases 1 to 3786 code for a protein of 1261 amino acids. Gene Ontology annotation, cellular component: RNA polymerase II, core complex. Gene Ontology annotation, biological process: DNA-templated transcription.
AUGACGGAAUACGAGGAUGAAUACGACUACGAAAACUACGAGGAGGAAGAUUCGGGCAUCACUCCCGAAGAUUGCUGGACCGUCAUAUCCUCUUUCUUCGAAUCUAAGGGCCUAGUCUCUCAGCAAACCGCCUCGUUUGAUGAAUUCACGCAGUCGACCAUACAAGAUCUUGUCAGCGAGUACUCGAAAAUUUCUCUCGAUCAGCCCAACCCGCCGUCCACCGAUGACCGGAAAAUCAGCGUUCGCCGAUAUGAGAUCGAGUUUGGCAGCAUUAUGGUCUCGAGACCUUCGAUCAGUGAGACGGAUGGAACAGUGACUUCGCUUCUCCCGUACGAGUGCCGCGACCGCAACUUGACCUACGCUGCGCCGGUCUAUAUCAAGAUAACAAAAAAAGUCCAAGCUGCCGUGGAGACAGAAAUUCCUUUGCAUGAACUCGACGACGCCCAACAGACGGAGUAUGCUAAGACUGGCGAACUGCCCACGCGACUGGCAUGGGAAUCGGAGGAUGCGCCUGAGCCUGAAAACGCCAACAAGCCUGAUGCCUGGAAGGACAUGGUUUUCGUUGGGAAAAUGCCGGUCAUGGUCAAAUCGAAAGUUUGCCACCUAAGCCGUGAGCACGAUGAGAACCUGUUCCUCGUCAACGAGUGCCCAUACGAUCAGGGCGGUUACUUUGUCAUCAAUGGAAGCGAAAAGGUGCUAAUCGCCCAAGAGCGUUCUGCCGCCAAUAUCGUCCAAGUGUUCAAAAAGGCUCAGCCCAGCCCAUACACCUACACUGCUGAAAUCAGGAGCGCUCUGGAGAAGGGUUCGCGCCUCAUUUCCAGCAUGAUGCUCAAGCUCUACGGGAAAGGCGAGUCGGCCCGGGGCGGGUUCGGUCAAACGAUUCAUACAACACUUCCGUUCGUCAAAUCAGACCUUCCUGUCGCCAUUGUCUUCAGAGCUCUCGGCGUUGUUUCGGACGAGGACAUUCUCAACCACAUUUGCUACGACCGUAAGGACUCCCAAAUGUUAGAAAUGCUUCGGCCUUGUAUUGAGGAAGCUUUUUGCGUCCAAGACCGUGAAGUCGCUCUCGACUUCAUUGGCAAGCGCGGUAACCGGGACCAGGCUGGUCUUGGGCGCGACAAACGAAUUCGUGUAGCACGCGAUAUUCUCCAAAAAGAAACUUUGCCUCACAUCUCUCAGGAAGCUGGUAGUGAGACACGCAAGGCUUUCUUUGUUGGCUACAUGGUUCACAAGCUGCUUCAGUGCGCUCUGGGACGUCGCGAGCCCGACGACAGAGAUCACUUUGGUAAAAAGCGUCUUGAUCUAGCAGGUCCUCUACUCGCUAAGCUUUUCCGCGGUAUUAUGCGUCGAAUGCACUCAGAGCUUGCCAACUACCUCAGACGCUGUGUUGAGGGCAACCGUCACUUCAACCUGGCUGUUGGUAUCAAGCCCGGUACACUUUCAAAUGGUCUCAAGUACUCGCUUGCCACUGGUAACUGGGGCGACCAGAAGAAGGCCAUGAGCUCAACUGCCGGUGUGUCUCAGGUGCUGAAUCGCUAUACGUUUGCCUCGACGCUGUCCCAUCUUCGACGUACCAAUACGCCCAUCGGCAGAGAUGGCAAACUGGCGAAACCUCGUCAGCUUCACAAUACUCAUUGGGGUCUCGUCUGUCCUGCUGAGACACCUGAAGGUCAGGCUUGUGGCCUAGUCAAAAACCUGUCUCUCAUGUGUUACGUCAGCGUCGGUUCGCCCGCCGAGCCGCUCAUUGACUUCAUGAUCAACAGGGGUAUGGAAGUUAUCGAAGAGUACGAACCACUCAGAUAUCCGCACGCUACCAAGAUCUUUGUCAACGGGACCUGGGUUGGAGUUCACCAGGACCCGAAGCACCUUGUGGAUCAGGUAUUUGAAACCCGUCGCAAGUCAUACCUACAGUACGAGGUGUCUCUCAUCCGGGAAAUCCGUGAUCAAGAAUUCAAGAUAUUCUCUGAUGCGGGCCGAGUCAUGCGGCCCGUUUUCACAGUACAGGAGAAAGACGACCCUGAGACUGGCCUUGAAAAGGGCCAGCUUGGUCUGACAAAGGAUUUGGUCAACAAACUGGCGCAAGAGCAGGCUGACCCACCUGAUGAUCCAGAAAUGAAGAUGGGCUGGGAGGGUCUGAUCAAAGCUGGCGCGAUUGAGUAUUUGGAUGCUGAAGAAGAGGAGACGUCAAUGAUUUGCAUGACUCCGGAGGAUCUGGAGCUCUAUAGACUUCAAAAAGCAGGUAUACCUGUCGAGGACGACUCAGGCGAGGAUCCAAACAAGCGCCUGAAGACGAAAACCAACCCAACCACACACAUGUACACUCACUGCGAGAUUCAUCCAAGUAUGAUUUUGGGUAUUUGUGCAAGUAUCAUUCCAUUCCCGGACCACAAUCAGUCUCCUCGUAAUACCUACCAAUCCGCAAUGGGUAAACAAGCCAUGGGAUUCUUCCUGACGAAUUACUCUCGCCGCAUGGAUACCAUGGCGAACAUUCUAUACUAUCCACAAAAGCCUUUGGCUACGACUCGAUCUAUGGAGUUUCUGAAGUUCCGAGAACUACCUGCAGGUCAGAACGCCAUCGUUGCCAUCGCGUGUUACUCCGGUUACAAUCAGGAAGACUCCGUCAUCAUGAACCAAAGCAGUAUCGAUCGUGGUCUCUUCAGAAGCUUGUUUUUCCGUUCUUACUCUGAUCAGGAGAAGAAGGUCGGGUUGAAUUACACGGAAAUUUUCGAAAAGCCUUUCCACCAAAGCACUCUGCGCAUGAAACACGGCACUUACGACAAGCUCGACGAAGACGGUAUCGUCGCGCCUGGUGUUCGCGUCUCUGGUGAAGACAUCAUUAUUGGCAAAACUGCACCCAUCGACCCGGAGACGCAAGAUCUGGGCACGCGUACAACGGCGCACCAACGCCGUGAUAUCUCUACACCUCUGCGUAGUACAGAAAACGGCAUUGUCGAUCAAGUCAUUGUGACUGUCAACGCCGACAACGUCAAAUACGUCAAGGUCCGAGUUCGUACGACGAAGAUACCCCAGAUCGGUGAUAAAUUUGCUUCAAGGCAUGGUCAAAAGGGCACUAUUGGUGUCACGUACCGACAGGAAGACAUGCCGUUUACGAGAGAAGGUGUCACACCUGAUAUAAUCAUCAACCCGCACGCUAUUCCCUCUCGAAUGACAAUUGCUCACUUGAUUGAAUGCCUUCUCAGUAAGGUUUCAACUUUGGAAGGUAUGGAAGGCGAUGCUACUCCGUUUACCGAUGUCACCGUCGACUCUGUCUCCGACCUGCUCCGCAAGCAUGGAUAUCAGUCGCGCGGUUUCGAGAUCAUGUACAAUGGUCACACUGGCAAGAAACUCCGGGCUCAGGUCUUCUUCGGACCUACCUACUAUCAGCGUCUACGUCACAUGGUGGACGACAAGAUUCACGCACGCGCGCGUGGCCCCGUACAGAUCAUGACGCGGCAGCCCGUGGAAGGUCGUGCUAGAGACGGUGGUCUGCGUUUCGGUGAAAUGGAACGCGAUUGUAUGAUUGCGCAUGGCGCGGCGGCUUUCUUGAAGGAGCGUCUGUUCGAAGUCUCCGAUGCAUUCAGAGUGCACAUUUGUGAGAUUUGCGGCCUGAUGACGCCCAUCGCAAACCUUUCGAAGCAAUCUUUCGAAUGCAGGCCUUGCAAGAACAAGACCAAGAUUGCCCAAAUCCACAUUCCAUACGCAGCCAAGCUCUUGUUCCAGGAACUUCAAUCCAUGAACAUUGCAGCACGUAUGUUUACGGACAGAUCUGGUGCCUCUAUCAGGUAA